Oncorhynchus nerka (sockeye salmon) is the source of this 1023-nucleotide messenger RNA. RefSeq lists its product as uncharacterized. The coding region runs from base 1 to 1023 and encodes 340 amino acids. The record is from RefSeq and is a predicted model, not a curated record. The transcript has 5 exons. Lineage: Eukaryota; Metazoa; Chordata; Actinopteri; Salmoniformes; Salmonidae.
AUGGUGCAGUCUGCCGUGGGUUCCAUUCCCUACGGCGGACCAAACCCACGGAGACCAAACCCAAACCCACGGCGGACCAAACCCAAACCCACGACCAAACCCACGGCGGACCAAACCCACGGCGGACCAAACCCAAACCCAGGGCAGACCAAACCCAAACCCACAGCGGACGAAACCCACGGCAGACCAAACCCAAACCCACGGCGGACCAAACCCACGGCAGACCAAACCCACGGCGGACCAAACCCACGGCGGACCAAACCCAAACCCACGGCAGACCAAACCCACGGCAGACCAAACCCACGGCGGACCAAACCCACGGCGGACCAAAUCCACGGUGGACCAAACCCACGGCAGACCAAACCCAAACCCACGGCAGACCAAACCCACGGCGGACCAAACCCACGGCGGACCAAACCCACGCGGACCAAACACACGGCGGACCAAACCCACGGCGGACCAAACCCACGGCGGACCAAACCCAAGGCGGACCAAACCCACGGCGGACCAAACCCACAGCGGACCAAACCCACGGCAGACCAAACCCACGGCGGACCAAACCCAAACCCACAGCAGACCAAACCCAUGGCGGACCAAACCCAAACCACGGUGGACCAAACCCACGGCGGACCAAACCCACGGCGGACCAAACCCACGCGGACCAAACCCACGGCGGACCAAACCCAAACCCACAGCGGACCAAACACACGGCGGACCAAACCCACGGCGGACCAAACCCACGGCGGACCAAACCCAAGGCGGACCAAACCCACGGCGGACCAAACCCACAGCGGACCAAACCCACGGCAGACCAAACCCACGGCGGACCAAACCCAAACCCACAGCAGACCAAACCCAUGGCGGACCAAACCCAAACACACGGUGGACCAAACCCACGGCGGACCAAACCCACGGCGGACCAAACCCACGUUUGUUGGUGAUGUGGACACCAAGGAACUUGAAGCUCUGAACCUGCUCCACUACAACCCCAUUGAUGAGUGCUCGGUUCUCCUUUUCCUGUAG